AAAUGUUCCUAAAAGUUGCUUGAGUUACAAGUUUGUUUUGGGCAUCUUUUUGUUGGUUGGCGAAUCAGUAAUGAAAAAGGGAUAUCAUAGUGGAUCACAUGUGUGUGUAAAGUGUAAUUACACAAACCCUAAAAUCCCAUCCUUCAUUCCAACUAUUCGACCCAAACCAUAAAAAUUGAUCAACACGAAAAUAGGGUUACAAAAAGACCGACCAUACUCGAGAACUACACAUGGUUACGUGUUGGGGUCUUAUUGCUCUUUCUCCUACUACCAUUGCCAACUCCCCUGUCUCCUCUGCUUCUACCUUUUGGGUCUAAUUUAUUACCCUUCCUUUUCCCUUCAUCCCUAAACUCAUCCAUGGUGGACGCCAAGAAGGUUGUGACCAUGGUACUUAAAGUGGACCUGCAGUGCCAUCGGUGUUAUAAGAAGGUCAAGAAAGUUAUCUGCAAAUUCCCUCAAAUUCGAGACCAGAUUUAUGAUGAGAAACAAAACCUUGUGAUUAUCAAAGUGGUUUGUUGUAAUCCUGAGAAGCUGAGAGAUAAAAUUUGCUGUAAGGGCUGUGGGGUUAUCAAAAGCAUUCAAAUCCAAGACCCUGAAAUUCCCAAGCCCGUCGAUCCUCCGCGGCCCAAAAAAGUCGAUCCACCGCGGCCCCAAAAGGUCAUCGAUUCUCCUCCGCCGAAAAAGCCCGACCCAACGUCUCCUCAAAAGGUUGUCGAUCCUCCGCCGGUCGUCGUCCAGAAUCCCCCACCAGUACAAGCCAAGCCGGUACCAAGGAACACAUGCGUGCCGGUUGCAGGGCACCCGCCGGCAUACCCGAUGGGGGUGUGCUGCAGGGAGUGCUAUGAAGGGCGCGGUGGGGGCCCGUGUUACAGCGGGUUCGGUAGGCCGCGCUCAUGCUGCGAGGGGUGCGCUUCUGGAAGGCCUAUUUACGAUAGCUAUGGCGGAGGGAGGAGCUGUUACAUCAGCCCCUGUGAGUAUCUAAAUGAAGAAAAUGCGACAGGGUGCAGUGUAAUGUGAGGCGUUGCAGCUCGUGAAUGGUGCCAGUGACGUUCAUGCGCACCUUAUGGUUAUAUGAUAAUAAGGGAGUUCUAAUUACAUUACAAUGUGGCCUGGCCUCACUAUAGAGCUCGGUUUUGAGGCUUCAAGGGCGUGACAGAAUAAUAAUUCAUUUCAUUAUAUUCAUCUUGGUUAUAAGUUUUCAAUAAUUUAAGAUAGUUAAAAACGCUCAUUCCUCAA
Messenger RNA from Cucurbita moschata (crookneck pumpkin), 1236 nucleotides. RefSeq lists its product as uncharacterized. The record is from RefSeq and is a predicted model, not a curated record. The coding region runs from base 358 to 1017 and encodes 219 amino acids. Lineage: Eukaryota; Viridiplantae; Streptophyta; Magnoliopsida; Cucurbitales; Cucurbitaceae. The transcript is spliced from 3 exons. Gene Ontology annotation, molecular function: metal ion binding.